Hyaloperonospora brassicae is the source of this 576-nucleotide messenger RNA. The record is from the annotation of a GenBank genome assembly. Lineage: Eukaryota; Oomycota; Peronosporomycetes; Peronosporales; Peronosporaceae.
AUGAGACGUCGUUGGGUCUGGACGUGCAUUGAGCAGCACCACGUUGCGGCCGCGUUCUUUGAUGCGAACAAACUUGUGGCCAUGGGAGACGGUGAUGAUGGGGAUGAUGCUGGAGCUAGAGCUCGCACUAGAGCUAGUGCUGGAGAUGGUGCUGCUAUCGACGGGCACGACGUGCUGCUGUUUGCAGUCGCGUGCUACUGGAAUCGAGCGUUUCAUCGCGCGAUUUACGCAGUAAGGGAGCCAGCUUGGGCGUUGGGAAAGUGUGGGCCGGCGAUCAGACAGAAAGACGAGUGCUUGGAUUCUUUGAAAGCAGGGAUGCCUAUAGUGGAGCAGGACGAUGUACGACUGGACAAGAACAUGCAGCCGGCUGGUACUGCUGCGGACGAAGCACAUGGAUUGAAUGUGGUGGCGUCGCUGGCACUUUUGAUGUUGCUGGAGCGUCUAAAGCGGACGCACAUUGGAAAACACAGUCCAGUACAGUCUAUCGGCGAUAAAUUUGCCACGGAGGAGCAACAGUUUGAGCUUGUGGGGAAUGCACACUCGUACGCGGUCAUUGAUCUCCCGUUGGCAAAGUGA